Cylindrotheca closterium is the source of this 3255-nucleotide messenger RNA. The record is from the annotation of a GenBank genome assembly. Lineage: Eukaryota; Bacillariophyta; Bacillariophyceae; Bacillariales; Bacillariaceae.
AUGGCGACCCUCCCAUAUUCCAAAGAUGAAUUGAGUCUUAGCAUCAAGAUUCUGAACUGCCGCAAUUUGUUGAUUGGUGAUACGGUAUCGUCAGAUCCAUACGUCAGAAUUCUACUAGGAAAGAAGGAGUUGCACAAGACAAAAUACUUGAUGAAAACUUUGAAUCCAGUGUUUACUGCCAAGGACAAUAAUGAAUUUGAAACCCAGUUCUUGUGGGGGGACUUGACCAAAAAGGCUGGUCUAACCUUCGAGGUGAAAGAUUGGGAUCUCGUUGGGAAAGACGAUUUCAUUGGCUUUGUCAAGAUUUCACCUUCGGAACUUCUCAAAAUGGCUUUGAAAGAAGAGGCCAUUUCUAUUCCGCUCGAACUCCCACCCAACAUCAAAAAAAAGGGAGGGGCCGGAUCGAUUACUAUGUCAAUACGGCACACUUCUACCACCGGAGUCAAAUCCAAAUAUUGGGCUCCUCCAAGUGCAUCCAUGGUGGCUAGAAGAUCCACUCGAGUGGAUCCCUCUGACAUUCCGUCCUCCUCCUCGGACGACGAGAGUAUGAAUUCCAAUGGCAGCCUACCUGAUUACAAUAAGGACCUCUUCAUUGAAAUCAUUUCCUGUAAGAACCUCCUUGCUGGUGAUGCCAAUGGUCUUUCGGAUCCAUACGUGAAGGUCCAAAUGGGCAAAAGGUUCUUGCAUCGGACUGCCGUCAUUAAGAAUACUUUGAAUCCUGCGUUCACCGCCGAUCACAAGAAUUCCUUUAUUCUGGAUUGCCCUGCCAAAGAUCUUUGGGCCGCUAAGGGGAUCGAAUUCCUUGUCAAGGAUCACGACGAUGGGAUUGCUGCUCUUGGAUUUACGAACGAUGAACUGGGAUCUGCCGAGGUAUCUGCUGGUAAACUCUAUAAGGCCAACGGGACGAAUAUGAAAAUCAAUAUUACUCCUCCCAAGGACUCGAAGGAAUUUCGUCGCGGCCUUCCUGCAGGGUCCAUCACCAUCCGCGUUCGGCAAGCCACAGCGGAGGACAAGAAUGAGAUCCGAAACCGGGCCGGAAUGUUCAAGAAAAAGGCCACUCCCAGAACGGAAGCAAGGAAGUUCAUUCCCGAAGUUGACUUAACCGGCAUUGACAAGAAGAUUCUGAUGGUGGAAAUUCUAUCAUGCCGCGAACUUCUGGCCGCAGACAAGAACGGACUCUCCGAUCCCUACGUUUUAGUCAAGAUGGGAUUCAAAGACUUGCACAAGACUGGCCAUAUUGAUAGAACAUUGAAUCCUACAUUCUCCAGGGAUCACAGGAAUUCGUUUGUCAUUGAUUGUUCUGUUUCAGAGCUCUUUGGAGCCAAUGGCGUUCUCAUCAAGGUUAUUGAUUAUGACCGAGGUAUCAUAUCUGGAGACGACGAAUUGGGUUCGGUGCAAAUACCAGCCACUACCAUGUACGAAUGUCAGGAGGAGGAGUAUCAUUUGGAUCCACCUCCUGGCAGGAACGAAGAUCCUGGAUAUGUCACCAUCCGAAUAACUGAGAUUACCAAGGAGCAGCGUGAUUUGCACAAGAAGGGCAAGCUAUCGGCUCCAAAGCAAGUCAUGCCUGCGGGAUUGAACACAUCGGAAAGUGGGCUCUCCGUCGUUUCAUCUGGAUCAUAUCACAGCACUUCGGUAAUAAAAUUCAAAGACAUGCAUGACAAAACACUACUGGUGGAAAUUUUGUCCUGCCGUGACCUGAUUGCUGCAGACAAGAAUGGGUUGUCUGAUCCAUACGUCAGGGCCAAAAUGGGAAAGAAGGAAUUGCACAAAACAGGCUGCAUAACAAAAACCCUGAAUCCAGUGUUUAGCUCUUCUCAAAACAAUUCCUUCCUUAUCACGUGCUCGAAACUGGAGCUCUCCGGAGCCCAAGGUAUCCUCAUCCGAGUUCUGGAUUGGGAUCGUGGGAUUGGCGGAGACGAUGAUUUGGGAUGGACCCAAGUCCAGGCGGAAUCCUUGUACGAAUGUAAGGAGCAAGAAUAUCCAUUGAACGCACCCUACGGAAGUGGAGAGGCUGGAUUUGUAACUAUCAGAACCACCGAACUUUCCGAUGAAGAACAGGCGAAGUACAAAAAGAGUAUGCUAUCCCUCGUUUCCAAAGCACCACCACCGCCGCCUCCGACAUCCAACUAUGAAAGCAAUUCGUCGCUUAACCUCACCGACAUGGAAGAAAAGAUUAUACUGGUAGAAAUUAUGUCUUGCCGGGACUUGUUAGGUGCUGACAAGGAUGGAUUGUCGGACCCAUUUGUAAGAAUCAAGAUGGGAAGCAAGAAUAUACACAAGACGGAGCGCGUCAACAAAACCUUGAAUCCUGUCUAUUCGGCGAAAGAAAACCACUCCUUCGUCAUUGAUUGUUCUAUUUCGGAGCUGUUGGAAGCCAAAGGUAUCCUAGUGCGUGCUGUAGACUGGGAUCGUGGUUUCGGAGGAGACGACGAUUUGGGAUGGGUUCAGAUUUCGCCCGAAUCUUUGUAUCAAUGUAAUGUACAAGAGUAUCGUUUGAAUCCUCCAUAUGGCAAGAACGAAGAUGCCGGGUAUGUAACCAUUCGAACAACUGCAAUUUCUGCAGCGGAACGGGACGAACACGCAAAGGGGAUUCUGGCGUUUGCUUCGAAACCAGCAGGACCACCAGUUGCAUCCGCGACGAUUGAAAGCCCGAGUGCGAAUGCAAAAGGCCUGCUUGAGGGCAAAGGAAACCUUACAUCGGCUGAGCCCGAGGUAUAUGAACCUUACGACCCGGACGCAGCUUUCAUUGCAAGCGAGGAGCAGAAAUUUCGCAUGCUCCUCGGAGCAGUUGUGGUCUCAAGCAUACUCCUUGUUGCUCUUACUGCUAGUGGCGUCACAGGACGCAGUGCUCGCAGUGGAGCAGCAAAACUUGACAUGGAACGGGUUGGAGAAAGAAUAUCCAGACCUCGCGAGUAUGAACCAAUAGAAACUCGUGGUGGCGUCUGCGCUGACCUUUCUGGAUGGCAAGAUGCAUAUGGCGUUGAUUGUGAAUACUACAAAGAGAAGGAAGAUGCCUGUGAAAAAUAUGCUACUAGUAUCGGCAGCUUUGGCAAGACACCCCUCGAAGCCUGCUGCGUCUGCAAGAAUGACACUGAUUGCUUUGAUCUUGCUGGUUGGACAGACUUUUAUGAAGAUACUUGUGGAUGGUAUGAAGAAAACGAGCCGAUUGGAUGCCCCAACGAAGGCCACGUGAAUGGUACCGAUAGCGUGAAUGCUUCACAAGCCUGUUGCCACUGCCAUGGUUCAACUUGA